Molecule: messenger RNA, 3430 nt
Organism: Lytechinus variegatus (green sea urchin)
Lineage: Eukaryota; Metazoa; Echinodermata; Echinoidea; Temnopleuroida; Toxopneustidae
Exons: 20
Coding region: 322-3162 (946 amino acids)
Biological process (GO): signal transduction
Source: RefSeq, a predicted model, not a curated record
UAUACUGAAACCUGUUUUUAUCAUUGAUAUCAGAUUUCAUAUUUGAUCUUUCUGGCGUGCUCGGGCAUGCUAGCCAAGAGCUGCCAAAAGUGGACGGGAGCAUUUGUUAGCAGAGGGGGCAGGAAGUGUGAAAACUUUUGUGAAAGGUUUUUGGUUGGCUAUAAAUAUAAUUCCCAUUGAUUCAUUCACAAAGGAGGUCUUGUUUGCAUAGGGUAUAUUAUUGACUGAUAUCUGUUGAUAGAACUGCAGGUUUUCUUUCAAGUGUGUUUGCGGAACAGUUUUUAGUCUCUCUGUCUGAACUUGGUGAGACCAUUUCUCUGUAUGUAUUUCACUGGUUCUCAUGGAAAGUCUAUGGUGUGGAUGUAUCCGGUUAUCAGUCAGGUGAUCGAUGAAAUUUUGAGAAGUUUUCGAUUUCUUGCUUACAUCCAAGGAAUUAUGGCAUCGGGGAGUAGGAAGAGAAAGCGUGUUGAAUUUGCCCUUGAUAUAUCACCUGUUGGUAUAAGCUUGACCAGUGAAAACUGCUGUAGCCAGGAUGACCAGCGCUAUCAUACACAACUGGGUUUUGUCCUGGUCAAUCCAGAAGACACAGUGGUCAGUGACCUGAGAGGGGCCAUCGCUCAACAACUGGAGACUGUGCCAGUCAAUUACAGGUUUCUCACAAAACAAGGCUGGCCUGUGAGACAGAAGCAGGAACCUCAGAUCAAAGCAUCUCAUCUCGUCACAGAGGAAGGGCUUAUCAGAAUACAACGGGAUUAUGGAGAACCACGUGUCGGUGUGAUCUGUGAAACAGGGCCCGCUCUGGGCUUUGUCUUCAUGUCGUCUCUACAACUCACCAUUAACAAGCUACGUCAAGCCAUUCUUGCCCAAUCUAAAGAUGUAUCCAUUGUGUUGCCGAGUCCUUCCAGCUCACAGCCGAGCCAAGAUUCAAACAAGUUUGACCCCACCCAAUCAGAAUCUUCCCCCUGCUCUUUGGGUAGCAUGCGGGAGUUGAUGCACAACGACUUCCUCUUCCUUGACUGCAACGGCUGGCCGGUCAACAGGCAGCAGGAAUCCACCUUGACCAUCCUCGACAUCAUGGUCCAGUCCUCGGUCAAGGUCAGAGUUCAAGGUUCACUACUAGAGUUAACCGGUCAGUCUGCCCUUGAGGAGUCCCAGAGCAGCUUUGCAUCGACCAUGGCUGAGUUCGGCAUGAUGACCCCGCCUUCGAAAAUGCAGAAAGUGAGCAAAUCACCAAACAACCUCUCCCUUGACACAUCCAUAAACUACUCCCCUCACAAGAUGCAGCCAAGGAGUCCCCUCACCACCAACCCAGACUCGCCCUUCACCAGCAAGACGCCAGCCAGUGCCAAGCAGAUCCUCAUCAGCUAUGUCAGGGCGGAGGCAACGCAGUAUGCGCUGGAUCUGAAGACAGAGCUAGAGGCGCUCAAGUUCAGUGUGUACUUGGAUGUACAUGAAAUAUUUUGUGGAACUGACUGGCAGGAUAGUCUAAACUUUGCAGUGAGUAACUGUGCAGUCUUUGUACCCCUGGUCACACCAAGGUAUGGGGAGACACAAUGGACCAAUCGAGAGGUGAAACUUGCCGAUGUACUUCAGAAGUACAUAGUACCCGUGAGCUUCUUGGAUUCCUGGCCUCCGAGGUGCCUAGCCAUUCAGUUUGCCACGACACAGUUCAUCAACUGGAAGAAGCCUAAACCUGGCCAGCCAGCCACACCACACUCGCCAUCCAAAGAGACAAGCAUGGACAGUCCAAUGAAGAAAUGCUAUGAAUGGGAAAAGAAAGAUGUUCAUUGUGUUGCCGUGGAUAUCGGUAAACGAUGCCAAUCUAGAAGGAUAAACAACCUCACUAAUGGGCUGCCCGCUCUGACGAGAGGGAAGACAGUGAGUGUUGGAGACAUCUUGAAUGAAGGGAGAGAGGAUGGAGACAGGCUUCUUGUUAUCAGCACACAUCCAAAACAGGAAGAAUUUGGUGCCGAGUUGAAGAAGUUGUUUGAGAGUAAGGGAUAUGAUGUCUGGGUGACGACAGAGCUCUCCAGGUUGAGUGGCACAGACACAGAAUCAGUAUUAUCAGAUGGCACACUUAUCCUAGACAGCAAUGAAGAGGUGAUGGACGGUGUGUUUGCGAGUAACCCUGCAACGCUCUUCCAAGAGAAAGUAGAUGAGGCUUCUAUCGUUCUCUUUGUCCUGUCAAAGGCCUUUGCUGAAUCAGCAACUUGCAAAGGACAGGUAUUCUAUUGCGAGCAGAGGAAGAGAGUGGUCCCUCUAGCGUAUGAAGACUUUGAGAUGCCUGGCUGGAUGUCGAUGCUCAUCGGUACAAGUACAUUUGAGAAUGUAAGUCGGACCGAUUACAAGGACCACCUGCUAGCAAGGAUAGACAGGGCGUGUGACCCAUCCACCCUCGAAGAGGAUGAAGACACUGCCAUUGAAAAACAAGUUUCGCGUGCAGUUAGUUUUGUAUGCAAGAGCCUGCCUGAUACAGGAUGUGUAUAUAUUGCUGGGGGUACUAAGUACUACUAUGACAAGAGUGCAGAAAUAUGCAAAGCGAUCGGAGCAGCCCUGGCCAAGCUGCCGACCGUCACCCUGAUCACCGGAGGAUUCUACGGGGUGGGUCAAGACGUAUCCAAGAGCUUCUAUGAUGAGAGGAGAAAACUGAAGAUGGAACCGAGGGUGUGGCACAUCCUACCUACCAAAGAUGAAAGGGAUUGCAGUGCCCAAGCUGACCAGAGACCAGACAAGUCUUUCAAGAAACCACCGUUUGGUCAAACUCUUUACUGCGGUGAGAGCGUCAGACAGAGAGAGUCUAUUGUUUCCAAGGUCUUUGACAUCUGUAUCAUUGUAGAAGGUGGACCUGGUGCUGCGCAUGAAGCAGAAGAGUUCACAUGGAGUGACCAUACCGUCAUACCAAUCAAAUGUACAGGGGGAGCAGCAGGUGGCAAAUUCAAGGUGCCUCACAAGAUAUUUGAGCUUCCACCGGGUGUCAAUAGAGAUGACUGGCAGUUGCUAAGCAACAAGUCUGUGUCGGCAGUAGAGAUAGGUGCAGCCGUGGCUCGCAUCGUGAGGGCACUGCAAGAGGGAGUGGUAUCACAGAUCACGUGUCAGAAGUCGUUCCGUCAGCGACCUUCUCUUUUGAGGGGUAAGAGUCUCCCAUACAUGGAGAGAAUAUAAAGUAUUUGGAGCAAGGCUUGCCACGCUUGAUAUGGUGCUUUAAGUUUUGGUACUUCUGUUAUGAUGAAUGCAUCGAUGACGUUAUGGACGUUGUGAAAAAAAAAAACGGUUGCUAAGGGGAAUCAUCCCACGAAGCUCUUGAUACAGCUGCAGUAAAUUUAAAAAAGAGCUGUCAAAUAAUAUAUCUGCCCAACAGUUCAGGUGCAUUGAAACACAAUAGGUGGACAUAUAAGCAGCUCUCGCAAAAGAAAUUAGGAUUUUUGAAUAG